Messenger RNA from Plasmopara halstedii, 1392 nucleotides. RefSeq lists its product as uncharacterized. The record is from RefSeq and is a predicted model, not a curated record. Lineage: Eukaryota; Oomycota; Peronosporomycetes; Peronosporales; Peronosporaceae. The transcript has a single exon. Bases 1 to 1392 code for a protein of 463 amino acids.
AUGUCGGAAAAACAAAGGACGGAAUUAAAAUGGGUACGAGGACUUCUCCAGACGGAGAGUGAUUUGCUGGAGGUUCUCACUUCACCGAGCAAUGUCAGAAAUACGAAGGGCAAAGCAUUGCUGACCCAAUUCAUGAACGAACAAAAGGAUCCGGUGAGGGCUUUUGACAUGUUCAUGCACUCUCGAAGUGGAUUAAGAGCGUUCUUUACUCAAAACAAUAAGAAACGUUCGAAGGACCUUCAACAAAAAAUGAUGAGACUGACCGACCCAAGUAGUAGGAUGACUCAGAAUUCCCUGGCUAAGUGGCGCGAAUUCAAACAGAAUAUUGAUCUUCCAGAAUCGAAAAAUGUUUUGACAAUGCUUGAGACGCAUGAUAUAAUUCGGCAAAGCUGGAUUUUUUACAUCAAGUCAAUUAUGCUGGAGAUGCCGACGAAAUCUCCUGUGACCGAGACGAUUGAGGUUUUGGCCUCGACGGACAUGAGAUCUCUUGAAGAAUUUGUGAAUAUUUGGUGUGUACGCUCAGUCGAACCGAGCAAGGUUUAUACGAUAGUGCUGGAAUUCCAGAAUGCCGAGGCAUCUCAGGUCGUUUGGGAAUUGUUUGUCCACGAAUAUAUAGAGACAAACCAGUUUUCUAUUCCUCCGUUGAUCAAGACGUUUAAAAGCCUGAGUGCCCAACACAGCAGCGAAUCAAACAACUUUGAAAAAAUGCGCGAGAUUGUGGACCAAUGGGCAAAUAGUGAAUUACCUCCGAAGCAAGCGUUUAGAGCGUUGCUACUUGAUGCCGACGCCACUAGGUUGCUGAACCGUUGGCUCGAAUGCAUGGUCCACUCUUUUACCAGUCUUACUUCGAAAUCAGGUUUCGAAAGCACAACGAGCAUGUUACAUGAAUCUUUCAAGAAUCCCAGUGCGCAUAGAGCAUACCUCAAAAUGCUGAGCAUGUUUAUCCUGUGUCGCGAUCGCCAAAGCAACAUCGUUAAUGCGGAAGAGGCCAAGUGGAUAUCAAAUCCCAUGUCCUUCAGUACAAUCUUUAGGCUAUUACAACUCGACACGGCUACGAACGAAUUGUUAGCAAAAGCCGAAAAAAUGCUGAUCGCUCGACAGCACGGACAGACUCUAAAAUCUGAUUUGUCUGUGCUUGACGAGGAAAUCGCAACAUUACAGUACAAAGCUUCGGCAGAGUUGCUGAACAAUCCAUUGCUUUCUUUUUAUUUCGACCUUGAAAGGAAGUUAUAUCGCAAAAACACGUUGUCUGAGACGCUUCUUCACGUUUUUGGAGAGAAAAAAUUGAAGGACAUGGUAAAAGCAGCGAAAGAAAACUCCAGUCUCUUAAAAUCUCUGAUUUCAGACGUUGAUCCCCAUAUGUCAAGCAAGACUAAAGUUGCGUUCCGGUGA